Molecule: messenger RNA, 483 nt
Organism: Beta vulgaris subsp. vulgaris (sugar beet)
Lineage: Eukaryota; Viridiplantae; Streptophyta; Magnoliopsida; Caryophyllales; Amaranthaceae
Exons: 2
Coding region: 1-483 (160 amino acids)
Source: RefSeq, a predicted model, not a curated record
AUGCAGAAAUACAGCCUCAAAAGCAUAUAUGCAAAGCUAUAUGUGGAAGGGGAUCAUGUAGAUUGGGACAAAUUUAUUUGGAAUAGGAUUUCUAUUCCAAAGCACAGAGCUAUUGCUUGGCUGGUGAUGAAAAAUAGGCUAAAUACAGCAGAUAGAUUGCUGAAUUAUGGCCUAAUAAAUGAUGAUAAAUGUCAAUUGUGCUCUACAGGCAGAGAAACUCAUGAACACUUGUUCUUUCAAUAUUCUGGAGAAACAGAAGAAUUUCAAGCUUUAAGAAAAAAAGUUCUGGCUGCUGUGAUGAAAGCUGGUGUAUACUUCAUCUGGUGGGCAAGAAAUGAGGCAGUGUGGAAUCUUGUUGGUUGGAGGCCUACUCAGAUUGUUCAACGUGUGAAAAGUUUGAUACUUCUUAGGAUUAGCACUGUUAUUCCUAAGAAAACUUCUAUUGAUGAUAGAGCUUGGUUUGACUUGCUUAAGAGUAGAUAG